Molecule: messenger RNA, 1698 nt
Organism: Stereum hirsutum FP-91666 SS1
Lineage: Eukaryota; Fungi; Basidiomycota; Agaricomycetes; Russulales; Stereaceae
Product: family S53 protease
Exons: 13
Coding region: 1-1698 (565 amino acids)
Biological process (GO): proteolysis
Molecular function (GO): tripeptidyl-peptidase activity; serine-type endopeptidase activity
Source: RefSeq, a predicted model, not a curated record
AUGUUGCACGGAGCUCUCAGCGUCAGCGUGGCCUUGAGUCUCGUCACACUAGCAUGGUCCAAGCCUCUCUCUCAAUCACGUCGGGACAUGGUCGUGCAUGAGCGUCGGGAUAGCCCACCCAGCGGGUUUGUUCAAGACGGGGCUGCACCGGCAGACCAAGUCUUGAGCCUGCGGUUUGUACUCUCCCAGAGUGAUUUCUCUGGCCUUGAGAGUGCUCUCUAUGCUGUCAGUACGCCUGGGAACUCUCGUUACAGACAAUUUUUAUCGAAGGAAGAGGUCGAAGCGUUCGUCGCACCAUCCAACGAGACUUCGUCCGCUUUCAGCUCCUGGCUCUCGUCGAAUAAUCUAACGUCCACCCCCAUCUCUGCGGCUGGUGACUGGCUCUCUGUCAACAUCACGGUCUCCCAGGCCAACGAUCUCUUGAGCGCUGACUUCUCUACCUUCACGCAUGAAACGACGGGACAGUCGACUGUUCGCACCCUGGAGUAUUCUGUGCCCGCAUCUCUGCAAAGCCAUAUCAGUCUUGUCCAUCCUACCGUGGCUUUCCCGACUUCGCCCGUAGGGCCAAUAACAGGUACCCAGGCCACCGUUCCACCGCCCAAGGCAGCUAUAAGCUCGAAUGGCAGCAGUACGAGCCCCUCUUGUCUUCAAUCCCUUUAUGGAAUACCCACGACUGCUGCAACCCAACAGACAAACAUUUUGGCCGUCUCUGGGUUCGGUAGUCAGUACGCCAAUGAGCAAGACCUCACGGAUUUCCUCGCGCAGUUCCGCACCGACAUCAGUAGCUCCACCACGUUCACACUCGAGUCUGUGGAUGGCGGCACGAAUGACCAGACUUUGGCUAACGCCGGUGACGAAGCGAAUCUCGAUAUACAAUACACCGUGGGCUUGGCGACUGGUGUUCCAGUUCAGUUCUUGUCCGUAGGUUCGCAGACCACCGAUGGCAUUGAUGGCUUCAUCGACGAGAUCAACUUCAUGCUGGCUGAGAGUACCGUUCCCAAUGUGUUGACAACCUCAUACGCAUUCAAUGAACCCGAUCUCCCUUUGUCGCUGGCAACCAACCUUUGCAACGCCUACGCUCAGCUUGGUGCUCGUGGUACAUCGGCCUUUGUCGCAUCCGGCGACGGAGGUGUCUCAGGCGUCCAAUCGCAAUCCUGCACCACAUUCGUUCCUACCUUCCCUUCAACUUGCCCCUACAUCACUUCGGUAGGCGGAUCGACCGGCGUUAACCCCGAGGUCGCUGCGUCCCUCUCUGGCGGAGGUUUCUCCAAUCUGUUCGCCGUUCCGGACUAUCAAUCCGACGUUGUUUCGUCCUGGAAGUCUGGCUUCGGAACCAGCACAUACUCUGGUCUCUACAACACCACUGGACGCGGCGUUCCCGACGUCGCAGCCCAGGCAGAGAACUUCUACCUGCGUUGGAAGGGAGCAUGGUACCUCGUUGGUGGAACCUCAGCCGCCUCACCGACCUUUGCUUCAGUCAUCUCGUUGUUGGACGAUGAGCUCGUGGCGGCUGGAAAAGCGCCCUUGGGCUUCCUGAACCCGUUGAUCUACUCCAACAGCCAAGCGUUCACUGACAUCACUUCCGGUGAUAACCCUGGAUGCUCCACGAACGGAUUCUCCGCAACGACAUCUUGGGAUCCCGUGACGGGCAUGGGCACCCCGAUCUAUUCUGCUUUGAAGACUGCUGCUGGGCUUUGA